Anopheles marshallii is the source of this 1002-nucleotide messenger RNA. RefSeq names its product cyclin-H (gene CycH). The record is from RefSeq and is a predicted model, not a curated record. The transcript has 5 exons. Bases 1 to 1002 code for a protein of 333 amino acids. Gene Ontology annotation, molecular function: cyclin-dependent protein serine/threonine kinase regulator activity. Lineage: Eukaryota; Metazoa; Arthropoda; Insecta; Diptera; Culicidae. Gene Ontology annotation, biological process: DNA-templated transcription; regulation of transcription by RNA polymerase II; regulation of cyclin-dependent protein serine/threonine kinase activity. Gene Ontology annotation, cellular component: nucleus; transcription factor TFIIK complex.
AUGUAUUCCCUUAGCUCACAGAAAAAGUAUUGGACUUUCAAAACGGAACAGGAGUUAGCCGAACUGCGUGUGAAACAAAAUGAUCGAUUCAUUACCAAGCAUGGUGCCAGCAUGACGGAGGAACAGAAACAGGCACACUUUCUUUCCGCAGACGAGGAGCGAUUGUUGCUGAAGCAGUAUGAGUUACAGCUUAAAGAGUUUUGUAAACGUUUCGAACCUCCGAUGCCGAAAUAUGUCGUGGGAACCGCAUUUCAUUACUUUAAACGCUUUUAUCUGAACAAUUCGUCUAUGGACUACCAUCCAAAGGAAAUUUUGGCAACUUGCGUUUACUUGGCUUGCAAGGUGGAAGAAUUCAACGUAUCAAUUGCACAGUUUGUGGCUAACAUUAAGGGUGACCGAGUCAAGGCUAUGGAUAUAAUUCUAUCGAACGAGCUAUUGCUAAUGCAGGAGUUAAACUACUAUCUCACGAUCCACAACCCGAUGAGGCCGAUAGAGGGAUUUCUCAUCGACAUAAAGACACGAUGCAAUAUGAGCAAUCCCGAUCGUUUGCGACCUGGUAUAGAAGAUUUCAUUGAUAAAACGUUCCUUACCGAUGCGCCACUGAUGUACGCACCAUCACAGAUAGCACUUGCCGCCGUCCUACAUGCCGCUAGUAAAGAGCAGGAAAAUUUAGAUAGUUACGUUACGGAAUCGCUGUUUGGGUCCGCCAAAGAUAAGCUACCCGUACUCAUCGAAGCCGUACGAAGAGUUCGUUCUAUGGUGCGGACCAUCGAACUACCGCCGAAGGAUCGUGUACGAUUUCUGGAGAAAAAGCUCGAAAAAUGUCGAAAUCAGGAGAAUAAUCCCGACAGCCAGAUCUACAAACAGCGAAUGAAGAAAAUGUACGAAGACGAGGAUGAUUUAGAUGUGAUGGGCUCUUCGUAUCAUAUGAACGUUUCAGAUGCUAAUCUAGAUGUGUCGCAGCUAAACACGACAAAUCCAGCAAACAUGACUAUCGAUUAG